Fonticula alba is the source of this 1373-nucleotide messenger RNA. RefSeq lists its product as hypothetical. The transcript has 7 exons. Gene Ontology annotation, molecular function: protein binding. The coding region runs from base 163 to 1302 and encodes 379 amino acids. NCBI's taxonomy places the organism in Eukaryota, Rotosphaerida, Fonticulaceae. The record is from RefSeq and is a predicted model, not a curated record.
CAGGCCCUUGCCCCCCCUCUCUCUCCGCCCUUUGCGCUGCUGCCUCUCCCCCCCGCCGCGUCAUAGCGCCAUCUUCUGGUCCCUCUUCCCCCGCUCGCCGCGUAUUGUCCUCCUCCCGUCCCCUUUGUGUGGAUCCCUGGCCUUCCUCCCUCCCCCGCCACGAUGUCCACCCCAUCCAAUUUCAAUGCCACCAACUUCAAGACCGGCAUCCUGACAAAGCAGGGCGGUCGCAUCAAGACCUGGAAGCGGCGCUUCUUCGUGCUCGACAAGCAAAAUCGCAUGUUCUACUACUUCAAGAAUGAGAACGAGACCGCCCUCAAGCAGGCCAAGGGCAUGGUGCAUCUUGAAAACUACAAGAUCCACUGCGCCGUGGCCGACACCAAGCGCGAGCACUCGCUCAAGAUCGUGAAGCCCGGCGCCCGGACUUACUUCCUGGUGGCCGAUACGGCGGCCAUCUGCGAGGACUGGCGCCAGGUGUUCAUCGAGCUGGGCAUGAGCCCGGACGAUGACACCCCGGCCGAGAGCAGUCCCGUGUCCAACGAUGGGCCGAUCUCGGUGGUGACUGUCCUCGGCCCGUCCGAGCAGCCGAGUGCCCUCAGCGCCGCCCCCUCGGUCCCAACGACGCCGCUCGAGUCGGUCACCUCGGAGGAGGCCGCCGUCGCCGAGCAGCCGGAGGCCGCGGCCCCUGUCCCCUCAAAUGUCCCUGCUGAGCUUGCCAUGGGCGCCCCGCCCCCGACGCUGGAGUCCUUUGACAAUGACGACUCCGACGAUGACGAGGCCGACGAGCCCAAGGCUUUCACUCUCAUGCUCGUGCCGCUCGACCGGCCGGAUUAUGACACCAUGGUCUUCCGCAGUGACCAGACCACCCUGGGCUCGCCACUGGGUGGCGUCAUUCGUUUCGGCCGGCAGCAUCCCCAGUCGCAGGCGGCUGCCCCCUCGGCCCCUGGUGACUCUCCCGCCCCGGCGCAUUUCAUCAAGCUGCACGCUGAUAUCGCCUCUCGCGCUCACGCCGAUCUGUGGUUCGAGGAGACCAAGUCCGCCUUCGUCCUGCUCGACUUGGGAAGUCGUGCCGGCACCUUCAUCAACAGCGACCGUAUGCCCAACAAUGUCACCACCCCCACCACUCUGGCCCACGGGGAUGUCAUCCAGUUUGGCGUGGACCAGCGCGGCUCUGAACUUCAUCGCCGUCGCAUCCGCUUCCGGAUUGAGAUUAGCGAGUCGUACACGGCCUUCGAGUCCCACCAGGAUUCCGACUUGCAAAAUGUCACCCGCAGUGUCAAUCUCCUCAACCUCCAGUCGUAGUGUCCUCUCUUGUCGACUCGGGAAGCUUUCUCCCUCCCUCCCUCCCUUCCCCCCCCCUCUCCCUCUCUCUC